AUGGAAAAUCCUAAUAGUGAUUUUUAUCUACGUUACUAUGUUGGACAUAAAGGAAAAUUUGGUCAUGAAUUCUUAGAAUUUGAAUUUAAUGGAAAUGGUCGUUUACGUUAUUGUAAUAAUUCUAACUAUAAAAAUGAUACUAUUAUAAGAAAAGAAUGUGGUGUCAAUAAAAUUGUCCUCGAUGAACUUAAACGUAUUAUAGAUGAUUCUGAGAUUCUUAAAGAAUCAGAUGAACAUUGGCCAGAAGCAAGUAAUAUUGGAACUCAGGAACUUGAAAUUCUUUAUAAUGGAGAACAUAUCUCUUUUCAAACUUCAAAAAUUGGUGCCAUUCAAGAGGUUAAUGAAUGUGAUGAUGCUGAUGGUUUAAGAGUUUUUUAUUAUUUAACACAAGAUUUGAAAUGUUUAGUUUUAUCAAUAAUUUCACUUCAUUUUAAAAUUAAACCAAUAUAA
Strongyloides ratti is the source of this 450-nucleotide messenger RNA. RefSeq names its product Protein mago nashi. Bases 1 to 450 code for a protein of 149 amino acids. The record is from RefSeq and is a predicted model, not a curated record. The transcript has a single exon. NCBI's taxonomy places the organism in Eukaryota, Metazoa, Nematoda, Chromadorea, Rhabditida, Strongyloididae. Gene Ontology annotation, cellular component: exon-exon junction complex; nucleus. Gene Ontology annotation, biological process: RNA splicing.